ACCGUCCCCAGUCUUAUAUAUGUCAUCUUGUCUACACUUCUAGGUGCUAUCUGCCCCCUGGAGGAGAUGUGCGAUGUGGCACACAAGUAUGGAGCGCUGACAUUUGUGGAUGAGGUACAUGCAGUGGGACUGUAUGGUGCUCGUGGUGCAGGUGUCGGAGAAAGAGAUGGAGUCAUGCACAAGAUGGACAUUAUCUCUGGGACAUUGGGAAAGGCAUUUGGCUGUGUUGGCGGCUACGUAGCGAGCACCGCCGCUCUCAUAGACACGGUGCGUUCUUACGCCGCCGGAUUCAUUUUCACUACCUCCCUUCCUCCCAUGGUGCUGGCCGGAGCUUUGGAAUCUGUGCGCGUCUUAAAGAGCGAAGAGGGGCAAGCUCUCCGACGCGCCCACCAGCGCAACGUCAAGCACAUGCGCCAACUCCUGAUGGAUGCGGGACUGCCGGUCAUCAACUGCCCCAGCCACAUCAUCCCCAUACGGGUCGGUAACGCCGCCGUGAACACCCGAAUCUGCGACAUGCUUCUGACCGACCACAACAUCUACGUCCAAGCCAUCAACUACCCAACCGUUCCCCGCGGAGAGGAACUGCUGAGGCUGGCUCCCUCCCCCCACCACGCUCCUGCCAUGAUGAGCUACUUCGUAGAGAGCCUGGUACGCACGUGGAAGGAAGUCGGGAUUCCCCUGAAAUCCCCAUCAGCCGCCGAGUGCAACUUCUGCCACCGCCCCCUGCACUUCGACCUGAUGAGCGAGUGGGAGCGCACCUACUUCGGAAACAUGGAGCCGCGAUACAUCACCAUGUACGCCUAGCCGCCCCGCGACGAGGCUCGGCACACCCAGGCCG
Messenger RNA from Nanorana parkeri, 838 nucleotides. RefSeq names its product 5'-aminolevulinate synthase 2 (gene ALAS2). The record is from RefSeq and is a predicted model, not a curated record. Gene Ontology annotation, cellular component: mitochondrion. Gene Ontology annotation, biological process: hemoglobin biosynthetic process; erythrocyte development; heme biosynthetic process. NCBI's taxonomy places the organism in Eukaryota, Metazoa, Chordata, Amphibia, Anura, Dicroglossidae. The transcript is spliced from 4 exons. Gene Ontology annotation, molecular function: pyridoxal phosphate binding; 5-aminolevulinate synthase activity. The annotation marks the transcript as partial.